GUCUACAUCUAUUGUUUAUUAUAGGAAAAAUAGUACCUAAAAUAAUUUUAUAAAAUGGUAAGAUUUUGUUCCUUAAAAUAGCAAAUUAAAAAUUCUAGUGUACGUGUAAAUUCAGACGUAUUUUAUUAAAAUUCUUAGCAAUAACUUAGAAGACAUGGAAUUUAAAGAGAAGCACAUUCCAACACAACCUUCAACAAAGGUACCAGAUAGACCAUUAGCAGUUUCACAUUCCUCUGAGCCUCAAGCAGAGGGUGAAGUAGAUCUAGACGAAGAUGAAAUAUCUCAACAAAUGACACAAUCUUACAGUGAGAUUUCAUUUAAAUCUGGUCAGAGUCCUGAAAACGAAAUUCCUAUGUCUUCAACACUAGAGUCACUACAAAUCGGAGAGGAGGUUAAAAGACCUAUGACUUUGCCCUACACAAACCCAAAACCGUUAAAUUUGGAAGGCUCUGUUCACAUCGAGGGAAACAUGACACACUUUGUAGCAGAAGAGAUUGAGCAAAAAAUCAGACUGUCUAGCCCAGUUUCUAAAAAAGAUACUCCAGGUGUCAGUACUUCAAGGACAUGUACCCCCAGUCCUCUAUACCGCCAGCUGUUAAUACCGCAGGUUGGCCAACUUGAUUCUGCUUUAAUAAAUGAUCUAGAAGUAGAGGCGCACAGAAUGGCAACAUCUGUAGAUAGUUUGAUUGAAAAUUUAUGUGAAAUUCUACAUUCCAUCUCUUCAAUAACUGCUGACAAUGUUGAUGUAUACAAAAAUGCUGUUUCCAAAAUGUCUGAUGCCAUGGAUGGUAAUAUUAAGAGUAUGUACACAAUGAUGGCCAAAGCUGAAGAAGUGACACAAUCUAUGAAGAUUGUGGAAGGCUUGUCCAUUCGUAUUAAGGAAAUAAAGAGAUUAGUUGAUUUGUUUGAGAGUUUUGUAUAAACUGUGAUAUAAUUUAUAUGGUUAUUUAUGUAUUAUACUAUUUUAUUUAUUGCUUCAAUGAAGCUGGGAUAGUGUGUAAGGCAGAUUCUGAAUUAUGUAAUUUGCAAUUAAAUAAAAAUAAUUCAUCCUACAAUCAACUAAAAAGAUGAGAUAAUACAUUUGACAUAAUAAUAUAAAUUGAAGAAUUUCCGUAUGUAUUUAUAACAUUGUAGCUUUCUGAAAAAAUUCAUUUAGUCUAAAAAUCUAUCAGAACAAUUUGGCAUUUAAUUUAUAGUACUGCUGUAUGCCUGCUUUAGAUUAAACUUUUA
Messenger RNA from Diabrotica balteata, 1230 nucleotides. NCBI's taxonomy places the organism in Eukaryota, Metazoa, Arthropoda, Insecta, Coleoptera, Chrysomelidae. The record is from the annotation of a GenBank genome assembly.